Megalobrama amblycephala (Wuchang bream) is the source of this 2052-nucleotide messenger RNA. RefSeq lists its product as uncharacterized. The transcript is spliced from 2 exons. The record is from RefSeq and is a predicted model, not a curated record. Gene Ontology annotation, molecular function: zinc ion binding; nucleic acid binding. Bases 22 to 2052 code for a protein of 676 amino acids. Lineage: Eukaryota; Metazoa; Chordata; Actinopteri; Cypriniformes; Xenocyprididae.
AAGAAAGGAAGGGAUGAUGUCAUGAGACUUUACACUGAGAUGAGAAGCUAUGUAGCACCAUCAACUGAUUUACGGAGAAAAAUUGAUGCAUGUGAAUCAGUAACUCGUGACAUCGUGAAAGUAAUCUUUGAAAGAUUAACUGGCAUUGAUGGAGAUUUUGAUGCAGAACGUGAAAGAGGUCAUCUACGUGAGCUUUUAGAUCGUGAAUAUGCACUCUCCAUAUACGGUUCCACUGCUGCAAACUCAAGUAUCUCCCACCGCUCCUCAUCAUCAUACCUUGCAUCAAAACGGGUUGAUGCAGCUGCAGAAUUAGCGGCAAGAGAAGCUGAAUAUAAGAUAGCCCAAGAAGAAAGAAGGCAAAAGGAAAGAAUAAAGGCUCUAGAGGAGCAACAUAAGAAAGAAAUAGAAAUACAGAAAACUGAGCUAGAACGUCUGCAAGCUGAAAGGGAUGUAAAUGCAGCCCGAGCCAAGCUGGAAGCCUAUGACAGAGAGAUAAAACAAAUGGAUGAUGCUCAGCCAAUCAAGAGAGAACAGGUGAACCCAAAUUACACACCACAACCCCCUGCAUCACCCCUUUCUAACUCCAUGUUGUCAGAGCCCCCCAGUGUCACUCAGCUUGCAAGGGCCGUGCAGGAAAGUAUAAUGAUGAAUAGACUUCCUACCCCAGAGCCAGUAGUAUUCAACGGUGAACCAAUUCACUUUAUUGAAUGGAAAUCCACCUUCAUGUCACUAAUUGACCAAAAGGGCAUCUCUGCUGCAGAUAAACUGUACUACUUAAAAAGGUAUGUGAGUGGUCCGGCUCGUAAAUGCCUUGAGGGAACUUUCUAUAGAAGUGAUGAAGAAGCCUACCAAGAUGCUUGGCAAAGGCUCAACCAACGAUAUGGUCAGACAUUUGUUAUCCAGAAAGCAUAUAGAGAGAAACUGUCCAGCUGGCCAAAAAUCUACUCAAAUGAUGCUGAAGGAUUGAGAAACUUUGCAGACUUUGUAAAUGCAUGCAUGUGUGCCAUGCCUCAUGUAAAAGGAUUGGAAAUCCUAAACGACUGCGAUGAAAAUCAAAAAUUGUUACAAAAACUACCCGAAUGGACAGCAGCCAGGUGGAAUCGCCAGGUUACAAAGACACUAAUGGAGGGUAAAGACUUUCCCAGCUUCAGUGAUUUCGCUACAUUCCUGUCCCUAGAGGCAGAAGUUGCCUGUAACCCAGUAACUUCCAUCCAUGCGAUUCGCUCUCUUGAAUCUACCAACGAUAAAAGAAAUCUAAAGGACAUAAAAAGGAAUAAGGCAAGUGCAUUUAACAUGAAGACUACUGUGCAAACUGACAAACAACCAGCAACCAAAAUGUACUUGGGACCUCCAUGCAUAUUCUGUGAAGGCACACAUCAGCUUCACAAAUGUCCAAACUUCAUGAAAAUGUCCCUGGAGGAUAGAAGAACAUAUGUUAAACACAAUAAAUUGUGUUAUGGCUGUUUGAAACAAGGUCAUAGCGCAAAGGACUGUAGACACCGCCUCACCUGUGACAUUUGCACUAAAAGACACCCAACCUAUCUUCACGAUGAGAACUACAGUAAAGAUCUGAAAAGACAAAGGCAUGUGAACAUGGAAGAUGCAACACAAUAUCAAACAUUAGCGACAACAUCCGCCAUGUCACUUCAUGUUGCCAGAGAAAGACAGUCUGUCAGUACCUCAAUGAUAGUUCCAGUGUGGGUGUCAUCUGCUGCAAAUCCAUGCCAAGAAAAACUUGUAUAUGCAUUGUUAGACACGCAGAGUGAUACUGCUUUUAUUGACCAGGAUGUUAGUCGUGAACUACAAGCCGAGGUGUCUCCAGUGAAACUAAAACUAACCACUAUGAUGGGAAAGAACACGGUUGUGAAUAGUGGAAAGGUGUCUGAUCUCCUCGUAAGAGGCUACAGUUACACAAAGGAUUACAUACCGGCCAAUCGUGAAAACAUACCAACUUGUGAGACAGCCAAACGCUGGAGUCACUUUUCACAAAUCAUAGAUGAAAUCCCUCCUCUCCUCAACUGUGAAGUGAGUCUCCUCAUAGGUUACAACUGA